UUUGAGUUCUGUAGUUUCAUGGAACAAUCUCUUGUGAAGGCUUUGUUGAAGAACACUAACAAUCCGAGAUUAGCAUGGAGAAUCUUCAAGAGGAUUUUCUCUUCUCCUUCAGAAGAAAGCCAUGGCAUUUCUUUAGCUGCGACUCCUACCAUGGCUUGUAUCCUGGUUCGAGCCAAAAUGCACGAAGAAAUCGAAGAGCUUCACAAUCUUAUACUCUCUUCGUCAAUUCAAAAGACGAAACUUUCCUCUCUUCUCUCUGUUGUCUCAAUCUUUGCGAAAUCGAAUCACAUUGACAAAGCGUUUCCGCAGUUUCAAUUCGUACGGUCGCGGUUUCCUGAGAACAAACCUGGGAUUUAUCUGUAUAAUGUGUUGCUUGAAAGUUGUAUAAGGGAACGACGUGUAGAGUUCGUUUCGUGGCUGUAUAAAGAUAUGGUUUUGUGUGGGAUUUCUCCAGAGACUUAUACGUUUAAUCUCUUGAUACGUGCUUUGUGUGAUUCAAGUUGUGUUGAUGCUGCUCGAGAGUUGUUCGACGAAAUGCCUGAGAAAGGUUGUAAGCCAAAUGAGUUUACUUUUGGGAUUUUGGUUCGUGGGUAUUGUAAAGCUGGUUUGACUGAUAAAGGAUUGGAGUUGUUGAAUUCAAUGGAGAGUUUUGGGGUUUUGCCUAAUAAAGUUGUGUAUAACACCAUUGUUUCGAGUUUCUGUAGAGAAGGUAGGAAUGAUGAUUCUGAAAAGCUGGUGGAGAAGAUGCGGGAGGAAGGUUUGGUUCCUGAUAUUGUAACUUUCAACUCUAGGAUAUCAGCUCUUUGUAAAGAAGGAAAGGUUUUGGACGCGUCUAGAAUUUUCAGUGAUAUGGAGCUAGAUGAGUAUCUGGGUCUUCCUCGUCCCAAUAGUAUAACGUAUAACUUGAUGUUGAAAGGUUUCUGCAAGGUAGGGUUGCUGGAGGAUGCCAAGACCCUCUUUGAGUCGAUUAGAGAAAAUGAUGAUCUCGUUAGCUUGCAGAGUUACAAUAUUUGGCUGCAGGGUUUGGUCAGACAUGGGAAGUUUAUAGAGGCGGAAACAGUCCUAAAGCAAAUGAUUGAUAAGGGAAUAGGGCCAAGUAUUUAUUCUUACAAUAUCUUGAUGGAUGGAUUGUGUAAAUUGGGCAUGCUAUCCGAUGCAAAAACUAUCGUUGGUUUGAUGAAAAGAAAUGGUGUUUCCCCGGAUGCUGUAACUUAUGGCUGCCUCCUACAUGGUUAUUGCAGUGUUGGGAAAGUCGAUGCAGCUAAAAGCUUGUUGCAGGAGAUGAUGAGGAAUAAUUGCUUACCAAAUGCUUAUACUUGCAAUAUUCUGCUCCAUAGCCUUUGGAAUAUGGGGAGAAUAUCUGAAGCGGAAGAGUUGCUGCGAAAGAUGAAUGAAAAAGGUUAUGGACUAGAUACUGUCACCUGCAACAUUAUCGUUGACGGACUCUGUGGAAGUGGGGAAUUAGAUAAAGCUAUUGAGAUAGUUAAGGGAAUGCGGGUGCAUGGAAGCGCUGCUCUUGGUAACCUAGGCAAUUCAUAUAUCGGCCUGGUGGAUGAUAGCUUGAUCGAGAAUAAUUGUUUGCCUGACCUGAUCACGUAUUCAACUUUACUUAAUGGUUUGUGCAAAGCUGGAAGGUUUGCUGAAGCCAAAACAUUGUUUGCCGAGAUGAUGGGAGAAAAACUGCAACCAGACUCUCUCGCAUAUAACAUUUUCAUCCAUCAUUUCUGCAAACAGGGGAAAAUAUCAUCUGCAUUUCGCGUUCUCAAAGACAUGGAGAAGAAAGGUUGUCAUAAGAGCCUAGAGACUUAUAACUCUCUGAUCCUGGGCUUAGGCAUAAAAAACCAGAUUUUUGAAAUUCAUGGACUGAUGGAUGAGAUGAGAGAAAAAGGCAUUUCACCUAAUAUCUGCACCUACAAUACUGCAAUCCAGUAUCUUUGUGAGGGAGGAAAAGUUGAAGAUGCAACUAACCUCCUGGAUGAAAUGAUGCAAAAGAACAUAGCCCCAAAUGUAUUUUCCUUCAAAUAUUUAAUUGGAGCGUUCUGUAAGGUCCCUGAUUUUGACAUGGCCCAAGAAGUGUUUGAGACUGCUGUAAGUAUCUGUGGACAAAAGGAAGGCCUGUACAGCUUGAUGUUCAAUGAGUUGCUUGCUGCAGGGCAACUAUUAAAGGCUACGGAGUUGCUUGAAGCUGUUUUAGAUAGAGGGUUUGAGUUGGGGACUUUUCUUUAUAAAGAUCUUGUUGUGAGCUUGUGUAAGAAGGAUGAGCUAGAAGUAGCUAGUGGAAUUUUGCAUAAGAUGAUAGACAAAGGAUAUGGGUUUGACCCUGCGGCAUUAAUGCCUGUGAUAGAUGGCUUAGGAAAGAUGGGAAACAAGAAAGAGGCAAAUAAUUUUGCUGAGAAGAUGAUGGAAAUGGCUUCGGUUGGUGAAGUAGCAAACAAAGUCGAUCCAAAUGCAACGGAUAUACACCAGAAAAAGCAUAAUAAGUAUAGUGGUAACAACUGGCAGAAUAUAUUACACAGAGAUGACGGUAGUGGAAUUGCGCUAAAGUCUCUGUCAAGGGUUAAAAAAGGAUGGGGUCAAGGGGAUAUAUCAAGCUUUCAGCCUCAGAGAGUUGACUACUUAGAUUACUGGGAGGACGAUGGUUAAGGAUAUUGCAUGACUCUGUUUUCUUUCUGAUGGGAAAGUUCAGAUGACGGUCAAGCAAGUUUUUGAGUGCAGCUCAUCAAGGAUGAUAGGUAAAGCUAUGCUGGUAGAAGCAGACAAGACUACAUGGCUGGACACAGAUAUGCUUAUAAGAACGAAGUUUCCAAGGGGUAUUCGAAGGAAACAUUGCCUUCAGGGUGUGUGCAUUGAAGUCAAAGAAAGAGAUGACAUUGGUGGGUAAACAUAAGAGCUGCCUGCUUUAAUCAUGAAUUUGAAGCCAACUUUGAAUUUUGGGUGGGAGGAACACAAUCUACAUUAUUGAAGAAAAUGUAAGCUACUACUAUUCUUGUGCUUUUCGUCUGCACUUUUUCUGGUUCUAGAACAAUAGGAGUUCGUAGUGGGGAUAUACAAAGCGCUAAUUUGUUAAAACGUGGAAGACCACAAAAUGUUUAGCUAACUUAGCUCCUUUAUUGAAAAUUGUUUUCUUCUGAAACAUAGUCAUACAUAAAUGUUUUUCCUGUUUUUACCA
Messenger RNA from Arabidopsis lyrata subsp. lyrata, 3169 nucleotides. RefSeq names its product pentatricopeptide repeat-containing protein At2g17140. NCBI's taxonomy places the organism in Eukaryota, Viridiplantae, Streptophyta, Magnoliopsida, Brassicales, Brassicaceae. Gene Ontology annotation, molecular function: protein binding. The transcript has 3 exons. The record is from RefSeq and is a predicted model, not a curated record. Bases 19 to 2643 code for a protein of 874 amino acids.